Messenger RNA from Gastrolobium bilobum, 1551 nucleotides. RefSeq lists its product as uncharacterized. The record is from RefSeq and is a predicted model, not a curated record. The transcript has 2 exons. Bases 1 to 1551 code for a protein of 516 amino acids. Lineage: Eukaryota; Viridiplantae; Streptophyta; Magnoliopsida; Fabales; Fabaceae.
AUGACGCCAGAAUGCAGAAUGAUUGUCAAUGGUGCAGCUGGUGGCACCAUAGGAAAGAAGACAACAGAUGAGACUUUAGAGCUGCUGGAUUUAAUGGCAAGGAAUGAGAAUGCGUCUAUGGCAGCAGCAUUCCCAUCUAUUCAGCCCAAGAAAGGAAUUUUACAAUUGGGGAAUAAUGAUGCAUCACUAGCUGAGAACAAAGUGAUUUCCCAGCAAUUGGCUAAUUUGAAUGCCAAGCUGGACAAGAUGCAGCUCUCAACAUCCAAGGUUGAUAUAUUUAACUGUGAGUAUUGCAAGGAGUCGCAUAACACUAAUGAGUGCCCUACACUUAAUAAAGUUGAACCAUUCCAGGUCAAUGGAAUUUGGUAUGAUCCACGGCCUCCCCAGAAUACUCAAGGUUACCCAAGGAAUCAGAAUGGCGGUCAAGGGAAUAACUUUCAAAGGAGGAACCAAGGGAGUGGCUUGGAUUAUAAAUCCAACAACUAUCUGCAACCUCCUCCUCUGCCACAAAAAGAGCCAUCUGAGUUGGAGAAAGCAAUGAUACAACUGUCCAAGACAACUAAUGAUCACAUUAAUGAGACAAGGGCUUACCACAAGAACCAGGAUGCUUCCAUCCGGAACUUGGAGAGUCAGAUAGGCCAGUUGUCUAGGCAGUUGGCUGAAAGAACUCAAGGGCAGUUUCCUGGAGAUACUAUUGUGAAUCCUAAGGAAGACUGCAAAUCUAUUGUAACCAGGAGUGUAAGUGUGAUCACUCCUCAAGACAAGCAAAAAGGCGUUCAGAAAGCGAAGGUUGAUAAACCAGUGAUCGAGCCAGAACAAGAAAAGGAGGUAGACACGCUUGCAACUGAGAAAGAAGAACUUGCAAGGCAGGACAAAGGGGGGGAAAAAGAGAAAGUUGUUGAAGCUCUGAAGCAGCCAAUGGAUUUCUCUCGUUUUGAGAAACUUCCUUAUCCUAUGAAGCUCAAGCAACAAGCACAGAAGCAACAAUAUGCCAGUGCCAUUAUACAGAAGAAGUUUCCACCAAAGCUUCGCGAUCCUGGGAGUUUCAAUAUCCCGAUUGCGAUAGGCAACACCAAUGUUGGCCGAGCACUAUGCGAUCUUGAAGCAAGCAUCAAUCUGAUGCCAUUGUCAAUCUGCAAAUCAUUGGGAAUUUCUGAGUUGAAGCCCACUAUGGUCUCUCUACAGCUUGCUGACCGUUCUUUGAGGAGACCUAAUGGAAUCAUAGAAGAUGUUCUUGUUAAAGUUGACAAGUUCAUUUUCCCUGCUGAUUUUAUUGUGCUAUACAUGGAGGAAGAAAGUGAAAUACCCCUUCUAUUAGGCAGACCAUUCUUAGCCACAGCUCGGGCCAUGAUUGAUGUCGAGCAAGGGAAGCUCGAGCUGAGGAUGAACGAUGAGAAAAUCACCAUCAAUGUUUUUGAUGCUAUGAAAAACUCAACUGAUCAGAAUGAUUGCUUCAGACUUGAAGUGUGUGAAGAAGAGCUUGAAGAAGAAGAUCUUGAUGAUCAAGAGCUUAGAGAAGAGUUACAAUCUCAAGAGUUACUAUUCGCGUGA